CUGAACCUUCUAACUAAAACUGCAUGACUUCUCCGCUACACUACAAAUCUGGGCUGUUAAUAAGAUUUCACUCGAAUUUUAUAUACUUGUUAGAUUGAGUUUAUACGUAAUUCUCGGAAUUUCCUAGGACUUUAUACGUAAGUUUCAAAAUUCUCGGGGGGGCCGGGGCCCCCCCGAGAGCCUACAUAGCUCCGCCCCUGAUAUACCACUCUCUAACACGCCCCCUCAAACGAAAACCAACUCAUGGGCUUGAAGUUUGCACAGGCCCACCAUGCUACGUGCUUGAAAGACAACGGUUAAUAUUGGGGGCCGUGGAGAUUCGAACACAUGACCUUUCAGUUCUAGGCUCUGAUACCAUGUCAUAAACCAGUUGAUCAAAUACCACAACACUAACACGCCCCCUCAAACGAAAGCCACUCACAAGGGCUUGAAGUUUGCACAGGUAUGAAGACAAGAAUACCAUGUGCUUAACAAAUGGGGGUCACCGGUAAUCGAACACAAGACCUUUCGGUCACGGAAGGCUCUGAUACCAUGUCAAGAACCAGUUGGUCCUAAUAACUCGAGUUAUUGGGAAAAGGUUAUACUGGAUCAUAUACCACUCUCUAACACACCGCACUCACUAACUCGUCGCUAAUAAUGGAACUAGUUAAUUACUUAAUUGCUUAAUUAAUACUCAAAUGCAAGUAGCUCGGCUAGCUAGGGCCUCCCCCACAAAAGAUCCCCCGAUUUCCACCGAAAGAUCUUCCCAAAAAAUCUCUAUUUGAAUGAAUACGUUCUCAAAAUUAUGGCUAUCGACAAUAAUUGCAGAGUCUAAUUCAUUUUCUGUGGCUGAAAUAAUAAUCUAAUAUCACAUGUUGACAUCAUUGUACGAUUAAUCAUUUGUUAAUAUUUUAAGAUAAAAGGACGCAUCCGAUUUACACGGAAUAAAACAUUAUUUAUUUCAUUUCAAUCUCAAUUAUUAUGUGACAUCUUGCCGUAUUGUAUGUUGUAAACCCGCCGAACCCACGCGCCUAUAGGACGCAUAUAAAUAGGAAACGUUGGAGAGAUCGACCAUACACUCAUAUCAUAUUAUCAUUCAUCAAUUUAUCUCAUCCAGAAAGAAGUUAAGAGAGAGAGAGAAUGGCGGCAUUGCCAAGGUUCAUGGUGCUGUAUUCCGAGAGCGUGGGGAAAUACUUGAGGCACCCAAGCAUAGGGCUGGCCAUCGGAGUCGCCGCCGACAAGGCCUGGGAACCGCAGGCCAAGUUCGAGGUCGAGCCGUCGGCGGUCCACCCAUCCAUGGUCCACAUCAAGUGCAGUUACAACAACAAGUACCUCCAGCCCAUCGGGCCGGACCUCGCCGUCGCCGGCUGGAUCUGUCCGAUGGCCGACAGGCCCAACGAAAACCUCGUCGACUGGCGCUGCACCUUGUUCCAGCCCGAGUUCCGUGACCACGAUUUAACCGUGGUGCAACUGCUUCAUAUCCAGCGGGGGCGCUACGUGACGUAUCGCGCCCCCGGCAUAUCCGCGGAUGCUACGGACUCCGCGGACCCGUUGGUCCAGUUCCAGGUCACCAACUGGAGCACCAUGCUCGUGCUCCCCAAGCACCUGGCUUUUAAAGCCAACUACUAUGGCUACCUUGGCCUCGUCGAGGAAGAUGAGCUGCCGUUUCUCCGAUUCGAGAUCGACGAUCGAGGAGAACGAUCCAUCGCCAGCGAGGUUGUCCCUCUGCCCGACGGGACUUCCAUCCGCAUCAAGAACGUCUCCCGCGGGGCUUACUGGCGGCGAAACGGUGAGGCAAGUGACUUCGUCUUGGCUGAAGACGACCUCGCCACUCCCGGGCCCGAUUCUUUGUUUCAGCCAAUUAAGGUGGACGACCAAACCAUCGUUCUACGCAACUUGGGGAACAACAGGUUCGCUUCUCGGUCGGGCUACUACCUGCAAGCCAACGAGAUCGAGCCGUUCUUCAGCGACCUGGCCCUGUACGAGCUCGUCUCCUCGAGGAGGAUCGAAGACAUCGAGUUCCUGCUCGAAUACGGUUGGGUUUACGACGAGACCCUCGUCGUCGUCGCGAACCCUGGAGAACCCGUCACCAACGAGAGCGGCGUCGCUCGAACCCUGGCGGUUGAGGUCCGGUACAAGGACGUCAGGAGUUGCACUCUGAAAGCGAAUGGCCCGAUGCUGAUGAGUCUGGGCCCGGUAGUCCGUAUCCAGCCGGACGAAAUCGGGUCCGUCAACGAUUCGUCCACGAUCGAGCUGGUAGCUCCGUUCGAGCCGUCUUACCUGUGGGGUCCCCACAGCACUGAGCUGGGGGACCCCGACCGGGUGAAAGUCCACGAGGUCACGGUGCCACCCUGGUCAACGGUGACGGUCAAGCUGACUGCGAGUCUGGCCACGUGCAAUAUUCCCUUUAUUUAUACUCGUUACGACGUUCUCGACGAGAGUACGUGGAAAGAGGAGAUCUAUUUCAUGGAGGAUGGCCUGUACACGGGGACCAACUACUUCAACUUCAAGUUUGAAGAAAGUGCACCACAGCCAGUCGUUAAGGAGAAUUAGUAAUUAUUUGCAAAAGAUCAUGUAGUCGAUGCAUAUCGAUGAGUUCCAACAAUAAGUUUUGCGUACUAUAAAUGAAGAUUAAUUGCAAGUAGGUUUAAAAAAAUUGAUAACUUGGUUUGGUGUUUGCCCGCGGAAAUGAUAUACAUGAUUAUUGUACGUCGACCUAGUCGAAACAAAAUGUCUAAUGUUGUAUCCUCUGUCAUUGGUAGGUGAUACAUAGAUUAUAUUAUAUAUUCAUAAUAAAAAACAUGCGAUUAUUAAUGGACUAGUUGAUACACAUAAUUGGCCACCGAGGAUCAGUAUUUGUUUAAUGACACUAGGUACCAUUAAUUAGUUUAUUAUUCUUGAUAUUAAUUGUGUCUUUUUGGGUAUGAAAAAACUCAUCAAAGUACAUUAAUAAUCACAUGUUGAUGAAUAUAUAAUGUCUAACCAACUAAUAACAAAGGAUACGAACGUCU
Molecule: messenger RNA, 2990 nt
Organism: Linum trigynum
Lineage: Eukaryota; Viridiplantae; Streptophyta; Magnoliopsida; Malpighiales; Linaceae
Source: the annotation of a GenBank genome assembly